GGGCGUGUUUCAUCACCUCCACUACUCUGUCCUGCUACUGCCAUUACUAGGUCCUAUCUCCAUUGCUACGAAUAAGCUACGGGUUUCCCUCUCAUGUACGUACCUUUCCAUAGUGCAUGACUCAUAUUUUACUUAAAUCCUCCCUUCUAUCCACUUGACUGCUCGUCUGUUCUCUCCCUAGGUAGAUAUUAUACACCAUAUCUCCCUUGGAGUCACAACGAUGGACAAUAAUACUACCUCGAACCCGGAGACUCUCUUCCGACCGGUAAAGAGAAGAAAGUUCUUGCGACGUCGCCCUGAGGACACACUAGAAGAUUUCCGCAAUGAAAAUCGAAGGGAUGACCGUGGCUCAGAUCCUACCACCCCCUCUCAAUCCCAAGCAGACAAUGAUCCCGUGCACCCUACUGAUCUUGUUCGUCUACGACGUCUUCAUCGCUUUCGCAAGGGUGGCAUUGGAUUUUCUACUACCUCUCGACAGUCGGCAAACAACGAUAAGCAAGCCAUCGUAUCUACGGGAUCAGCGGAGGAUCUCGAGGCGCAGAGGAUCCACGCUAUGUGUGACCGAUUUACAGCACAUACUGGGCAGACGGUGGAUGUUGACAAACAUAUGAUGGCUUAUAUAGAGACCGAAAUGGCUAAGCGACACCAGCACACUGUCCCGACAGAUGAUUCAGAUGGUCCUUUGGUGGGCGAAUCUGGUGCUGCGCCGUCCCCAACCGACCAUCCUCAACGUGAACCGGCGUCUUUAGGUAAACUCCACGAGAUUGAUCUCGGCCAGGAGACCAAGCUACAGAAUAUCGCACGGACGGAGGCAGCGACAAGAAAGUUAGCAAGAGACGAUGAAUAUGAGCAUCUCAAGCAUGACGGCCCUCUCUUCACAGCAGCUCCUAUGGGAAAGGAUGAGAGACUAUGGCGUCGUCAAAAACGACGAACCAGUGAGGAUGUGGAAAGAGACCGACUCGUAGAAGAAGUUCUACGCGAAAGCAAACGUAAGCACUCCAACCCUUUCUGUAAUGCCUUCAGACGUGAUCCGACUCUAACAAAGAAAAUAACAUUUCUCGUAGUGGACGUAUAUGAGGAACCGGAAUAUGAAACAGCGGCAGCGGGAGACGACCAAGCUGCUGAUGACAGAGUCGCCGAACAGUUCCGAAGAGACUUCCUUGAUGCCAUUCAGUCACGUCGUCGGGUAACGCGAGUGAAAAACCCCAAGACCGCGAAAACCGAGGCAUCGCGGGGUCCUAAGCUGGGAGGCAGCCGGAGUGCUAGAGCUGCGAUGCGGGAAAUGCAAGAGAAGCAAGGGCGAAAAUGAAUGUGCAUUACAACCUACCCGCCCCACUCAUCUGGAACCUUGGAUAAUCUCAUCCUUACUGUGGCAUACUUGUCGCCUGUAGCGCCCGCUUACAUUCUGGAUAAACUUCAGUGUAAUAUAUUCCUGAGCGAAAUCUAAUUGGUGGACUUCCCUGCGUCCCACUCGAGCAGAGACAUCACCGUCCUUAUCUCUGUUUGGCGCAUUUUCCUAUUCCAUGGAGACAAACAGGCUUAUAGGAUUGUUUAAUUACCGCCGUUGCUCUCCAUCUCAUGCUCUUUUGCCAUGAUAGCCACCGCAGGUACGGAAGCCCUUCGGUUACCUAUCGACCAUAAUGUGCCAUAUUCCAGGUUGAAUGAUGUGGACACCUUAGUCCCUUUGGAAGUUGGUACCACCUUCCGUUCAGUUAUGCUCAUGGAGGGAGCUUGUUGAGGUCGCCGGAGCGGGUGUCGACUGUCUCUUUUAUCUUUGAAUCGAAAACCUAGCGUGUGCAAUAGUAUUGUUGGUCUUGCUUGCGUGAGUGAACUGUAUACGCUAUAAUACUUUCCCACACAGUGUAUCUCACUUUCUAGCGUUGUUACAAUGGUAGGACAAUACGAGUUGGCG
Aspergillus caelatus is the source of this 1912-nucleotide messenger RNA. Its product is annotated as telomere length and silencing 1 family protein. The transcript has 2 exons. NCBI's taxonomy places the organism in Eukaryota, Fungi, Ascomycota, Eurotiomycetes, Eurotiales, Aspergillaceae. The record is from RefSeq and is a predicted model, not a curated record. The coding region runs from base 221 to 1309 and encodes 362 amino acids. Gene Ontology annotation, cellular component: spliceosomal complex. Gene Ontology annotation, biological process: mRNA splicing, via spliceosome.